Molecule: messenger RNA, 993 nt
Organism: Condylostylus longicornis
Lineage: Eukaryota; Metazoa; Arthropoda; Insecta; Diptera; Dolichopodidae
Product: UPF0545 protein C22orf39 homolog
Exons: 3
Coding region: 465-902 (145 amino acids)
Source: RefSeq, a predicted model, not a curated record
UUCAUAAUAACGGAAUUAUUUAAACACAUAAACAAAUUAAAUUUUCCUGUUCAGCUCUGUUACACAAAAAUUGUUUUAAUUUAUAUCUGUCAGAUAAAUUCUUACUUGUUUUAACCGUAAGAAAGCUAUUCUUGUAUUCUUGUGAAAGCUAUAGAGUAUAGAAGGCCCAUUUUAACAUCAUAAAUCUCCCACAAGAUAAACUUUUUCCAAAUUAAGAUAUUUUUAUCAAUAUUGACUUUUCCACUUAAUAUCAAUCAAUACUCAAUUUGCAUCACAGCUGACAGAUAUGCUGUCAAGUAUAUAUAUAUUAUACCUUAAUUGCUCAGAACAUUUUUAACCUAAAUUUUUAAUUAAUUGAGAACACAUUCGGGACUUAAUUUUUUUUUCGAAAUUUUGAUUUGUUUUUGAGAUAUUUAUUAAUUUCAAAAUAUCAAAUUUUAUGUUAAAAAAUAAUUUAGUAAUAAAUGGAACCUGAAGAAUUUCGUAAACAAGAAGGAUGGUCGAUCAGACCUUGUUUUCUUUACAAAGAGGAAUAUGAAGAGUGCACAAGCAUCAAAGGACGAUUUCAUCAAUAUUUCAUUCAUGGGGAAUCAAUUGACUGUUCCCAAUGGAAAAAAGACUACGAAAAUUGUCUAAAGUAUGAAAACUCGGACGGUACUGAUAUACAAGCAGGAAAAGCUGUAACAGAAAGUGAAUCGGCAAGAAGAGCUGUAAGACUGCAGUCACAUUACGCAAAUGACAUUUGGAAAAAGCGAACGUCUCCCCCACAGGAUUGGAAUAAAAAGUUGCCGGAGUGGUUGGAAAAGAAAAAUGAAAAUACAUUUUUGGAAUUAAAAUCAAAGGAAUUAAAGGGGGAGAUACCAAAAAUUGAAGACAACACUUAUUUUUGUAACAUCAUGUGAUUACUAAAAGAAAUGAUUACUAAUAGAUGUAACUAAUAGAAAUGUGUUAAAUCUUUUAUUACAAUUCAGAUAUAAAAAUUGCUUGUUAUAA